AUGCUCUUUCUUUGGAAAUGCGAGAUCCACGUCUUCUUAUGCAAAUUAAGUAUUUGUUCUGUCUGUCUGUCUGUCUGUCUGUUUCUUUCUUUCUUCCUACUUCUCUCUCCGCACCCUUCUCUCUUGUUCCUUGAAAUUUUGUUCCUUAAAAUUCUCCUCCUCUCUCUCUCUCUCUCUCUCUCUCUCUCUCUCUUUAUUCAUCUAUCUAUCUAUCAAUUUCUUCCAUACUGUAAAAUUCUCUCUGUCGCCAUCCGCCCCCCACUCUCUCACGUUUUCAAUGGGUCAUUUGCAGUGGAAUUUGCAGUCAAAAGUGGAGAGAAUUUCUUUCAGAAAUAUGAUCGUAUUUAUACACUACAAUGUCGAAUUCAUAAUCCACAAGAAAGUGCUUUUAUAACCAGCAACUUGAACAAUGAAUAUUAUCCCCCAAAAGAUGUACCCAUUAAAAUGACAUUAGUGCCAGUAAAUCCUACAGAACUUUCUGAUGGACAGGUGAAACUGGGAGAAAAAGUAAAAUUAAAAAUUGAAAUUUUAAAAAAACUUCGAGUUCAACAUGGCCGUGUCACUUUGUGCUUUGUUCAAGAUAGCCUUCAUGAGAACAUCACACACACAUUUUAUAGGAAUAAAUGUCCCAUCGAAAGUUUCCCGGAACCAAUAAAGUUUAUGACCAAUAAAACAAACCCUCACCUGAUUGAAUCGACAGGAUUCAAGGCUUUUCAGUUUUAUGACAAUGGAAAUGUUCAAUUCACUUGCUAUGUGGAACUUUGUACCAAGGAAAAAGAUCCUUAUUGUUUAGUUUCUGGCUGUGUCCCAAGAGGAACAUUCAUGCAUCCUUACACUAAAGUUAAAACUUCAAUUCAUAUAGAUACUUCUGGUGCCAUCAACCAAAUAUCAUUCAUACUGAUGCCUGCAAUAGCCAUCAUGAUAACCAUCUUCACAAAAAUCAACAUGUUUUAA
Acanthosepion pharaonis is the source of this 954-nucleotide messenger RNA. Lineage: Eukaryota; Metazoa; Mollusca; Cephalopoda; Sepiida; Sepiidae. The record is from the annotation of a GenBank genome assembly.